Molecule: messenger RNA, 1116 nt
Organism: Nothoprocta perdicaria
Lineage: Eukaryota; Metazoa; Chordata; Aves; Tinamiformes; Tinamidae
Gene: VPS72
Product: vacuolar protein sorting 72 homolog
Exons: 8
Coding region: 1-1116 (371 amino acids)
Biological process (GO): chromatin remodeling; regulation of DNA-templated transcription
Cellular component (GO): nucleus
Molecular function (GO): ATP-dependent H2AZ histone chaperone activity
Source: RefSeq, a predicted model, not a curated record
AUGCGUUUUGCUGUGUGCAACGCGUCUACCUCUUCGAAAGGAGACCACCGAGCAGCACAAGAAGCUGAGAUCUACACGGGGAAAAGAAACAACAGGUUACACGGCGGUUCCAAGCAAAUCCUUCUGCUCCCUGGAGAAAUCGAAGAUCCGCAGUCCUGGAUCCGGGGAACGGAUCCCUUGGCAAUGCCAAAAGGGCCACGAGCAGCUGAGUCGGGCGAUGACGAGUACCGGGGCGAGCAGUCGGAGAGCGACGACGAGGUCGACUCGGACUUCGACAUCGACGAGGGCGACGAGCCGGGCAGCGAGGCGGACGAGAGCGAGCCCCGGCCGCGGCGCCGCGGCCUCCCCAGGGCCUACCGGGAGCCCAUCAAGACGCUGCGAUCCAAGAAGCCGGACGCUCCCAGCGGCUCGCAGCGGGCCAAGCCCACCCCGUCGGAGCUGCAGGAUGAAGUGGUAGACAGCGAAUGCCGCAAGCACAUGCGGCAGUCGACGACGGAGCACACGCGGCAGACCUUCCUGCGGCUGCAGGAGCGCCAGGUGCAGUCCAAGCGCAAGAAGGGCGGCCCCAACCACGAGCGGCCGCUCACGCAGGAGGAGCUGCUGGAGGAGGCCAAGAUCACGGAGGAGAUCAACCUGCGCUCGCUGGAGAACUACGAGCGCCUGGAGGCCGACAAGAAGAAGCAGGUUCACAAGAAGCGCAAGUGCGUGGGGCCCGUCAUCCGCUACUGGUCYGUCACCAUGCCGCUCGUCACGGAGCUGGGCAAGGAGGAGAACGUGGACGUGGAGGGGCUGGAUCAGGAGGCGCAGCAGGCGGAGGCGCCCGCGGCCGCGGCGGGCAAGUGCUCGCGCACCUUCAUCACCUUCAGCGACGACGAGACCUUCGAGCGCUUCUUCCCCAAGGCGAAGCCGCCGCGCGUGCCCGUGCGCGAGCUCUGCCCCGUGACGCACAAGCCCGCCGUCUACCGCGACCCCGUCACCGACAUCCCCUACUCCAACAUCCGCGCCUUCAAGAUCAUCCGCGAGGCCUACAAGAAGUACAUCACGGCGCACGGGCUGCCCGGCGCCGCCACGGCCGCCGCCAAGAUCAUCAUCAAGCAGAGUGUGCCGGCCACCUGA